This is a messenger RNA of Nylanderia fulva, 1641 nucleotides long. RefSeq lists its product as uncharacterized. The record is from RefSeq and is a predicted model, not a curated record. NCBI's taxonomy places the organism in Eukaryota, Metazoa, Arthropoda, Insecta, Hymenoptera, Formicidae.
UAUGAAUAUAAUAAUAUUAUAUUUAAGCAAUUUUUAUUUUCUUGGAAUGUAAUCAAAGUACAGAUUGGGUGAAACUUAUAUACAAGAUGUUUCAAGCAUAAUAUGAUUUAUCAUUCUUCCCUUUAUUAAAAAGCUUCGAAUUCCUAUUUGGAUAUAAUAUAUUAUAUCGAGAUACAGUUUUGUGUUUAUCCAAGUAAUUUUUAUUUUCUCGACAGAGAAUCAAGUUUCACCCAAUUGCCAACAUUCCGGUUGCUAACGCUCUAUAUGUAAGGUGUUUAUAACAUAGAUUGACUUAUUUUCUCUCUUUAUUGCAAAACUUUGUAUUUUUCCAUAUGCAUGUAACCCAGUUUUGUGUUGGCCGAAAAAACGAUAGAUUUUUGUUUCGCAUUCAUUUUAUAUACAUAUAGAGUACGCGGUUUUUCCUCUGUCAGUGCGUUCGCACGUGGGUCGUGGGUGAUUUCCGCGAAGAUUGCACGUCAGCAUAGCCGACGUGUAUCGAUCCUACUGUAAAUUUCCAGUUAGUGGCAACCCUCCACCACACAGACUGCGUGCGCACCCCCUGCGAACUCACCGUGUGUUCAUCGAGAACCUUAGUCUACUCUACAAGGUCGGGGGAAGUGUUUUGGUAAUUAAACAAGAGGGUCCUGAUCGCGUUGACUUUUUCACCUGCUCCUGUUCAUUCAGCUUAUCCUCAAACACCAAUUAAAGAAGCACCAAAGCCCCAUCCAGGGGCUCGAGGAAUUAUAGCCGAAGGAAAAGGAAAGAGAAAAAAGGUUGCCUUGUUUUAAACAACACCACUAACUAGGGGUGAAUAUCGUUUACCAGACCAAAAGAUACAUUCGUUCUCCAUUCAGUGGAGGAGCAGGUGAAUCUGGUGUGAAGAGGAACCGAGAAAAAGGCUCGAGGGAUCGUCGACGAUCAGAAGAGAAGAGACCAAAGUACAAGUAAACCACGCGCGACCAACCAAGUAACAUAAUCCAAUGUAUUACGGUCCCCCCGGUUCCGCCGAGGAAGCCGCCGAGGAAACAUGUCGCUACCACGGGAAUGGAGCUUUCAGGAUGCGUGUCGGGCGUCGAGCCUCCUGGCGGACGCCGACGUCGGCGUCGUCGCAACGGCAGUGUCGUCCCAGGAGAUGGUCAUCGCGGGCAGCAGCACGGUCAUCGACGAGAAUAUGAAUGAUCAACCGGCGACGCAGCUAGGCUCGCUGUUCUCUAUCCAUUCAGCACCGGUGUUCGACCUGAGUGGCGUCGCCACCGGGGCACCGUCGCCGAAGCGACCAGGAUCCUUGGCGGUCCAGGCGACGGCGACGUCGACCCCAGUUGUGCCGCCGCAUCUGCAGAGUCCUGAAGGCACCUUCAUCGAGGACGAAGACAAUGACAACUUGCUGACGAUAUCCAGCCUCACUGCCCGGCCGCUCAUCGCUAAAUCUAGGGAGCUCAGGUCCGUCAAGUGUAUAGCCCCAAAAGGAGAAAAUCCCGACAGAAAAACGAGAGCAGGAAACCCCGAAAUACUACGUAUGUUCCCCUGGAUGGUGGUUACGGCUGGGUGGUGGUGUUCGGCGCCUUCUUCGUGCAGUUUUGGGUGACCGGGUUAGUCAAGUCUUACGGUGUGCUCUACGUCGAGGUCAUGGAGACCUUCAAG